Molecule: messenger RNA, 4708 nt
Organism: Populus nigra (black poplar)
Lineage: Eukaryota; Viridiplantae; Streptophyta; Magnoliopsida; Malpighiales; Salicaceae
Product: 5'-3' exoribonuclease 4-like
Exons: 23
Coding region: 153-4292 (1379 amino acids)
Biological process (GO): nuclear-transcribed mRNA catabolic process
Cellular component (GO): nucleus
Molecular function (GO): RNA binding; 5'-3' RNA exonuclease activity
Source: RefSeq, a predicted model, not a curated record
AGCCGCCGCCUGGCUCCAUCACACACAGACACAGUUAACUCACUGUUUUCGCGGAUUCGCUAAGCAACUGAAAGAACACACACACAGUGUAGGCGUGCACUCACCUCGCCGCCGCACUACUGAUUUAUUCGAAAAUUGUAAUGCACUGAAGAAUGGGAAUACCAGCAUUCUAUAGAUGGUUAACGGAGAAGUAUCCGCUUAUAACUGCCGACGUCAUGGAAGAAACGCCGCUUUUAAUCAACGGCGUUUCUGUCCCACUCGACACUUCCUGCCCUAACCCUAACGGUAUCGAGUUCGACAAUCUCUAUCUUGACAUGAAUGGAAUCAUUCACCCUUGUUUCCAUCCCGAAGGACUGCCGCCUCCGACUACAUACGAGGAGGUUUUCGCUGCGGUUUUCAAGUACAUUGAUAGGAUCUUCUCCAUUGUCAGGCCUCGAAAACUCCUUUUCAUGGCUAUUGAUGGUGUUGCUCCGCGAGCUAAGAUGAAUCAGCAGCGGUCGAGGCGUUUUAGGGCUGCUAGAGAUGCUGCUGAUCAAGCCUUAUCUAUAGAGACGGAUGGUGGGAUUGUCCCUGAAUCAGAGGAAGGGAACUUGGAGCAGGUGAAGAAACUUGACUCGAAUGUAAUUACACCUGGAACUGAGUUUAUGGAUUUGUUGUCGUCAGCUCUUCAUUAUUACAUACGCUUGAGGAUGAAAGAGGAUUUGGGAUGGCGAGGAAUAAAGGUCAUUCUUUCUGAUGCUAAUGUGGCCGGUGAAGGAGAGCAUAAGAUAAUGUCAUACAUCCGCUUGCAAAGGAAUCUACCGGGUUUUGAUCCAAAUACACGGCAUUGUUUAUAUGGAUUGGAUGCGGAUUUGAUUAUGCUCGCGUUGGCUUCUCAUGAAAUUCAUUUCUCGAUUCUAAGAGAGGAUCUUGGAAAUGCAAGCACAGGCGGUAAAUCUUCAAAAGAAAAACAUAGACUAAUGAAGCGCCGAAAAUUAAAUGGGGAUUCAGAUCAAGUAGGAAAGUUUGCUGAGAAUAUAGAAAACCAUAUCUCGGGGAUGAAGUUUCAGUUUCUCAAUGUUUGGAUCUUGAGGGAGUAUUUAGCAUAUGAUUUGAGAAUACCAGACACAACAUUGAAAGUAGACCUGGAGCGUGUGAUUGAUGAUUUUGUCUUCAUGUGUUUGUUUGUUGGAAAUGAUUUUCUGCCACACAUACCAUCACUGGAGAUAUCCGAGGGGGCUAUCGAUUUGCUCAUGACAGUUUACAAAAAGGAAUUUGCUCAGAUGGGUGGUUACCUAACAAAUUCUUUUGAGAUAAACCUGAUUCGUGUGGAGCACUUUGUACAAGCUCUAGGUUCUCAUGAAAGCGCAAUCUUUAGAAGACGCAACCAGAUGCAAAAAGAAAGAGAGAUACGUUUCCAACGCAUAUCAAAACGUCAGCAAGCAUUUCAUUCAUCAAAAUCAUUGUUUGAAGAUGGUGUAUCUGAAAGUUCCAAAUCUUCUGUGAAGCUGGAAACGGCUCCUCUCAGUCAAAAUCGACAAAAUCCCCGAAGCGUGGCCAUUAAGGAAUCAAAUCACUUCUCCAAUGGCACAAGUGCUGUAGUUGACAAGAUUAAAUUGGGAGAUGAGGGUUGGAAGGAAAGAUACUACGCAGAAAAGUUUGAGGCAAAGAGUGAAGAUGAGCGUGAUACCAUUAGGAGAAAUGCGGUUUUCAAAUAUGUAGAAGGGAUUUGUUGGGUCAUGCGUUACUACUAUGAAGGAGUCUGCUCCUGGCAAUGGUUCUACCCUUAUCAUUAUGCACCAUUUGCCUCGGAUUUCUAUGGCUGUGAUCAGUUAGAAAUUCACUUCACACUUGGGGAACCUUUCAAGCCAUUUGAUCAAUUAAUGGCAGUGUUGCCUGCUGCGAGUGCACAUGCUCUUCCUUUGUUUUACAGGAAAUUGAUGAUAGAUGCAUCAUCACCAAUAUUGGAUUUUUACCCUACUGAUUUUGAGCUUGAUAAUAAUGGGAAGCGUUUUUCCUGGCAGGCUAUUUGCAAAUUACCAUUCAUCGAAGAGUCCCGCCUUGUUUCAGAGAUCACAAAAGUGGAGCACACAUUGACAGAUGAGGAGAGACGGAGAAACCGUUUGGGUUAUGAUGUCCUGUGUGUUCAUGUUUCACAUCCUUUGGCAGUUAAGGUAAUUUCUCUGUUCGAGUGCAAAGAUCAGUCAGCUCUGCCAACAGCUAAUGGCAAAUUGAAAAUUGAUCCAAAAAUCAGUGGUGGAAUGAAUGGAUACAUUUACAUUUCUGAGAAACCUGAAUGGCCUCUUGGGAUAUUUUCACCAAUUGAUGGCAUGCUGAUGAUAGCGAGUGAACAAGUGAUAUCAGUGUUCUAUGAAUACCCUCCAUUUCAUUCCCAUAUUCCAAGGCUACCAGAAGGAGUUAUCUUGCCUAACAAGUCUGUGACCAAGUGCAAUAUUUUGCAUGCACAUCAUUUAUGGCAUGAGCCAGCUAUUCCUGGUUCUAUAUCUUCUAAAAGACAAAUCCCCAAGUCUAUCUCAGGCCCUCAACUGGCAGAAUUGGCUCAUCGACUUGUGUCAGAAUAUAGUUCUUCAAAGCACCUGGACUUCCACAGAUGUGCUGAACGUGGGUUACCUCUGGAUGCUGCUAGAAUGGGAGAAACGAGAACACAAGUCCAGCCCAGGAAAAGGAAACGAGGUCAACGCAAUAAAAACUGCCUUGAUGGUAGAUCUAAAGAAAGUCAAGUGGGUAAAGGUGAUUUUGUCCCUAUCAACAAUGUCAAGAAUAUGGAGAGUUCUACUCUCAGGCAACAGGGGGAAAGCUGUGGUGGUUAUGUCAGUGCUGGAGUGGAUGAAAUUAAAAUAGAAAAAUCUAAAAAGAGGAAAAGGAGUUCUAAGAACAGAAAAUGUAAGGAAGGUGCGGAAAGUGCUGGUAUACCCGAUGGUGUUCAGAAGCUGGAAAUAAGCAUUCAAGAGCAGAGAAACAGUGAUCAUACUUCUGGAGGUGCAGAUGGAGAAAAUGAUUACAAAGAAGAAAAAUCUAGGAAAAGAAAAUCCAGAAAAAGAAAUAAGAAAGGGAAUCAGAAUGAUGGUGAUGCUGUCCAAAACAAAAAUGCUGAGAAAUUGGGGUGCUGUAACCACCACAUCAGCGAACUACAAAGUUGCAUUCUUCAGGAGCAGAGCGGAGGGGAUGUUCAUGCAGGUGGAGAUGUGGCAUUGGAGUUGAAAACAGAGGUGGAAUCCAAGAAAAGGAGAAAGAUCGAAGCUGAUGGCUUCCUAAUUAACAAUGUUGAAAAAUUGGAGAGUUGUUCUCCCAUGGAACAAAGAGGAGGUGACAGUAAACUCACAAAUGCUGAUGGAUUGGACGCAACCAGUAACCCUGUCCCAAAUAACAAUCAUCAGGAAUUGGAGGAUGGGGCAUUGGAAUUGAAAAAGGAGUUGAAAUCCAAGAAAAAGAAACGAAGAUCUAGGAAAAGGAGAAAGAUUGAAGCUGAUGGCGUCUUAAUUAACAAUGUUGAAAAAUUGGGGAGUUCUCCCAUGGAACAAAGAGGAGGUGACAGUAAACUCACAAAUGCUGAUGGAUUGGACGCAACCAGUAACCCUGUCCCAAAUAACAAUCAUCAGGAAUUGGAGGAUGGGGGAUUGGAAUUGAAAAAGGAGUUGAAAUCCAAGAAAAAGAAACGAAGAUCUAAGAAAAGGAGAAAGAUUGAAGCUGAUGGCGUCUUAAUUAACAAUGUUGAAAAAUUGGGGAGUUCUCCCAUGGAACAAAGAGGAGGUGACAGUAAACUCACAAAUGCUGAUGGAUUGGACGCAACCAGUAACCCUGUCCCAAAUAACAAUCAUCAGGAAUUGGAGGAUGGGGCAUUGGAAUUGAAAAAGGAGUUGAAAUCCAAGAAAAAGAAACGAAGAUCUAAGAAAAGCAGAAAGAUUGAAGCUGAUGGCGUCUUAAUUAACAAUGUUGAAAAAUUGGGGAGUUCUCCCAUGGAACAAAGAGGAGGUGACAGUAAACUCACAAAUGCUGAUGGAUUGGACCCAACCAGAUGCCCUGUCCCUGAUAAAAUCAAUCAGGAAUUGGAGGGUUCUGGUCUUCAGGAACAGAUAGAACACUUUGACCAUUCAGGUGCAAAUGAGGUGGAAAUAAAACCAGAAGUCAAAUCCAAAAGGAAGAAACGGAGGUCUAAGAAAAAGCGGCAGAUAGAGCUUAUUGUCCCACCUAAUGAUCCUCCAAAUUCGCAGUCUGGUCUUCCUGGAAAACAGGGAACUUUUGACAGCAACCAUAUAGGUGUGGGUGGGUUGGAAAUGAAAACAGAAGUCUAACCCAGGAAGAGGAAAUGCAGACCAGAAAAUAGGGAGACAGAGCAGGUGAUAUUGUCUCAAAUUAUGGCGUUGAGAACUUGGAUCGUCUUUUUCUUGGUAAACAAGGAAGAGAUGGUGAUCAUGGAGGUGCAGGUGUGGUGCCCCAAAUAUUACUUUCUGUAAUUGAACAGUAUUGUUCCGAGGAACAGGUCGGAGAAAUUGAGAUAUUCGAUUUUGCGUCUUCAUGGCAAGGCAAACCUCUGUAGGCUUUGAAGGAAAUAAAGAAGAGAAGGGUGGCCUCAUUUCAAAGUUGCAACAUUAAUAUCUCGUUCAAAUUAUAUCUACAACUUUGUUGUUCAAAGUAGCCUUGUAAUUCUUUGAGAGAGUCCUUGCAAUUGUUUUUUAAAAUAUUUUUUAUUUAAAAAUACAUUAAACAA